This is a messenger RNA of Bombina bombina (fire-bellied toad), 1642 nucleotides long. RefSeq names its product oocyte zinc finger protein XlCOF7.1. The record is from RefSeq and is a predicted model, not a curated record. Bases 40 to 1527 code for a protein of 495 amino acids. NCBI's taxonomy places the organism in Eukaryota, Metazoa, Chordata, Amphibia, Anura, Bombinatoridae. The transcript is spliced from 11 exons. Gene Ontology annotation, biological process: regulation of transcription by RNA polymerase II. Gene Ontology annotation, molecular function: RNA polymerase II cis-regulatory region sequence-specific DNA binding; DNA-binding transcription factor activity.
AGGUCCUAGCAUUAACUGUUUUUGUCAGCGUCACUAACCAUGAAUGAGAAGAAUAAAGACAGGAAGCAGAUGGCUGAGCGGUUCCUAAACUACGCCCUGGAUAUAAUCUUCUUGUUGACUGGGGAGGAAUACACAGUUGUGAAGAAGAAUUCCUUCUCCAGCAGGGGGGGAGAGGUGCCUAUAAAGUGCGAUGAUAUUGCCAUCUAUUUCUCUAUGGAGGAGUGGGAGUAUAUCGAGGGGCACAAGGAGGUCUACAAGGACGUCAUGAUGCAGACUAAGGAGACAUUCAAAGCUCUAGGACAUUGUGAUGAAAAGAACAGGGAUGUUUCAGUGCAUGAAGGAGGUGGUUGUAAAGAGAGGCAGGAUUCUGUAGAAGCGGAAACCCGCUCACCUGAUAUAGUAGGUGAUGGUAAACCUCUUGUUUUAAAUUCUGAACAAACAGAAGAUCGCUGUAGUGAGAUUCAACUGGAAGAUCCAAGACAAGAAAUCUGUGACAAAGAUGAAGAUAAUGAUUGUGUCGGCGGUCAACAAGCAGAUCAAGACGAUCUUGCGACUGAAAUCAGUGACAGAAUCAGAGGCAAAGAUAAUGAUUGUGUCAUAUUAGCUAUGGAACAUGGAGAGGAUCUCAGUGUAAGAUGUCACCAAAAACCGCCUGACCACGAAAUAUGUGACUCUAUAAGCAAAGAUGAAAUUAAUUCUGACGUAAUUCUGAUUGAUGAUGAUGACACAGAAGAUGUUAGUGACCAAGUUGAGGAGCAGCAAAUCUGUGGCAAUAUAAUCGCAAGAUAUAACAAUGACAAUCCAAAUAAUUUAUCAAUGUUUGAGGAAGAAGAAGAAGAAGAACACCAACAGUACAGUGAAGACAUUAACCAGUUGGGAACCCAUGAAGGCCUUGGUGCAGGACAUCAUAACGAUAAUCUAGACACUGUAUCUGUAGAUGAGGAACAAGGGCAUGAAAUGUACAGAGAUGAUCCGCAGGUGGGAACUCAACAAGACCGCGGUGUAGAUUGUUUCCCAACAGAUGGAACACAUAAUUUCCCUUUAAAUUCAUCUGAUUUUGUGAAUGAAGAUUAUAGCGGAUCUCGAGGUUAUCGCCAAUGGCUAUAUAAUUGUUCCCAGUGUCAUAAAUGUUUUUCUUUUUGCUCUGAUCUCGUAAAACAUCAGAAAACCCACAAAGGGCUGAUCUGCCCUACAUGUGGAAAACAAUUCUCUUUCAGAUCAAAACUGCUCAGACAUCAGAGAAUUCACACAGGGGAGAAACCGUUUGUAUGUUUGGAAUGUGGCAAAAGUUUUGGGCAGAAACCCCACUUGACUAUACACCAAAGGGUCCAUACCGGAGAGAAACCCUAUAAAUGUACUGAAUGCGGAAAAUGUUUCAGUUCUAGUUCAGUUCUUGCUACCCACAAGAGAGUUCACACGGGAGAGAAACCAUUUACAUGCAAUGAAUGUGGCAAACAGUUUAGCUGUAACUCUAACUAUACUGCACACAAAAGGACUCACUUGAGAGAGAAUGUUUACGUGUUUUAAGGUGGGAACAUUUUCAAACAAAAAAAACUCUUAUUAUGAAACUCUUGAUCAUCAGCCAGUGGCCUGGGUUCUAAUCAGUUUGGAUUCACAUGCAAGGACACCAUAUUGAAGCUUU